Molecule: messenger RNA, 5721 nt
Organism: Heterostelium album PN500
Lineage: Eukaryota; Evosea; Eumycetozoa; Acytosteliales; Acytosteliaceae
Exons: 17
Coding region: 1-5721 (1906 amino acids)
Biological process (GO): phospholipid translocation
Cellular component (GO): plasma membrane
Molecular function (GO): ATPase-coupled intramembrane lipid carrier activity; iron ion binding; ATP hydrolysis activity
Source: RefSeq, a predicted model, not a curated record
AUGAAAAUCAAAUUAAAAUCAAAAUCAAAAAGAUCCAAUAAUAAUCUGGAUCCAAAUAAUAAUUGCUAUACAUUAUAUUUGAAUGAUGCAAGACAAACAUUGACACAGGGUAGAAAGUUUCCAAACAACUAUAUUAGAACUACAAAGUACACUCUGCUAACGUUUUUACCAAAGAAUCUUUUCGAGCAAUUCAGAAGAUUGUCGAAUUUCUACUUCUUUUCAAGAUAUUUAUCUGAUAAGACAUAUAAUAAAGAAUUAUUCAAUAUUGUUAGAGAAAAUCAAUUGGUACCAAUAUUCAGUGAGGAUCUCAGAGUUGGUGACAUCGUAAAGAUUAGCAAUGGUCAACGUUUUCCAGCGGAUCUUGUACUUUUAAGUUCUACCAAUGACGAUGGUAUUUGUUAUGUUGAAACUUCCAAUCUUGAUGGAAAAUCAAUUGCUGAAACAAGUUUUGCUCAGAAUAUGGAACAAAUUUCAUCGAUGCGUGGUAGUAUUGUCUAUGAGUUACCGAAUGAACGUCUCUACAGAUUUAAUGGUAGAAUUAAUUUGGAGGGUUUGGAUAAUGAUCACACUGUACACUCUUUGAAUCAUACAAUGUUCCUUCAGCGUGGUUCACAGCUGCGUAAUACCAAGCAUGUGUUUGCAGCUGUCGCCUACACCGGUAUCGAUACCAAGAUGUCACUGAACCAGCAGCCACCUCCCUCAAAGUUCUCCACUGUCGAGAAGUUUAUGAAUCGUCUCAUUCUCUAUGUAUUCAUCUUCCAGAUCUGUAUUUGUCUGAUUGGUUCGGUGGCAUCAUCCUACUUUGAGGAUAACGUCGCACGAUUCAUCCCUUACCUUGGUAUCACUCAGUACUCGCUACCGACCUAUGGAAUUGUUAAUUUCUUUACCUAUUUCAUUUUGUUCAAUACUAUGAUUCCCAUUUCUCUCUGGGUGACUAUGGAGGUUGUAAAGAUGGGACAAGCUUGGUUCAUGCAAUGGGAUCUACAGAUGGCUGCCAAUGAGAACGGAGCACCGGUUGCCGAUCAGCAUUGUAAAGCCAAGACAUCGAGUAUCAAUGAAGAUCUCGGUAGAAUUCAACAUAUUUUCAGUGACAAGACUGGCACUUUGACUGAGAAUAUUAUGCGUUUCUGUAAGUGCUCCAUUGGUGCCGACCUCUAUGACGAGCGUGAGAAUCCAGGCGGUCUCAUCGCUUCACUCGAGCGUAACAAUCGCACCAAAGUACAGAGUUUCCUUCGUAUUCUUGCACUCUGCCACACUGUAAUUCCAGAGAUUGACGAAACAACUGGUGAGACCGUCUACCAGUCGCAAUCGCCAGACGAGUUGGCAUUGGUACAAACCGCAAAAUCCAACGGGUUCAUCUUCCUCGGUCGUAAAUCCGAUGAAAUGGUAAUAAGAGAACUCGGUGUGGAGACUAGCUAUGCGUUGUUGGCAGUGUUGGAAUUCUCUUCGGCUCGUCGUCGUAUGUCGGUUAUUGUUCGUACACCUGAGGGUGCCAUCAAACUACUCUCCAAGGGAGCAGACAUGGCUAUUACCUGUCGAUUGAAUUCACGUGAUAAGAAUCAAUGUAAGGAGGAAACUCUCAACUAUCUAAAGACAUUCUCUCGUGAGGGAUAUCGUACUCUGAUGGUAGCUGAGCGCGAGUUGUCAAUAGACGAGUACAACCAGUGGAAAGAUCAGUUCUUCCAAGCAAACACCGCCAUUGAGAAUCGUGAGGAGCGUGUCGAGGCAGUCUGUGAGUUGAUUGAGCGUGACAUGACACUGAUUGGAACAACCGCUAUCGAAGAUAAACUUCAGUACAACGUGCCGGAAACUAUCAGCUAUUUGUUGGAGGCCGGUCUGCACAUCUGGGUGUUGACAGGUGACAAGCAAGAGACUGCAGUCAACAUUGGUUACUCGUGUCGUCUGUUCGAUCCAUCGAUGGAGUUGAUCUUUAUCAACACUGAAAGCUCAGAGGAAUGUGGAGAGAUUCUCGAUCGUUAUGUUGCGCUACUUCCACCUGAAGUUGAGGAGGACACUGGUGUCGUGACUGUCAGUGGAGCACCACCACCCGAAAUUAUGAUUCCACAGCUGGCUACUGAAUACGGUAUGGUUAUCGAUGGACAAACACUCUCAUACGCUCUACACGACCAUCGUGAUAAGUUCUUGCGUUUGGGACGUGCCUGUAAGUCGGUUAUCUGUUGUCGUGUCACUCCGCUGCAAAAGGCGCUGGUCGUGCGUGUCGUCAAGGAGUCAGAACAAAAGAUUUCGCUUGCCAUUGGUGACGGUGCCAAUGACGUGUCGAUGAUACAAGAAGCGCAUGUAGGUGUAGGUGUUUUCGGUAUGGAGGGUACACAAGCUGCGCGUGCCUCUGACUAUGCAAUCCAUCAGUUCCACCAUCUCAAGCGUCUUCUCUGUGUACACGGACGUUACUCUUACCUGAGAGUUGCCGGUCUCAUUCAAUAUUCAUUCUACAAGAACAUGUGUUUCACUCUCUGUCUGUUCUGGUUCUCUUUCUUCAGUCUUUUCACAGGACAAACCAUCUUUGACAGUUGGAUCAUCACAUUCUACAAUAUUCUUUUCACUUCGUUGCCACCAUUCUUCUAUGGUCUCGUCGAGAAGGACAUCGACGACACUUCGAUCAUGAGUAAUCCACUCAUCUACCGUCGUCUUCAGCUUUCGCCAAUCUUUACCAAAAAGACUUUCUUGAUGUGGAACAUUGCUGCGUUGUGGCACUCGCUUACCAUGUUCUUUGGUUUCUACUUGUUGAUGGACAACGAUAUUAUGGGUCCAAACGGACACACCUCUGGUAUCUGGACAUUCGGUACACUGGUGUCGACCGCUGCAAUACUCGUAUCAAACUUUAAGAUUGCAGUUGAAAUCAAGACAUGGAAUCUCUUCAACGUCGGAAGUAUCCUAUUCUCUUUCCUCGUCUAUUUCAUCAUGUUGAUGCUCUACUCAUACGUAAGAGGAUUAAACUCAAAUAUGUUUGAUAUUUUCUCAAUCGAAUUAAAGACAGUAUCUUAUCAUUUAACUAUAUUAAUUAUUAUUCUAAUUGCAUUGGUACCUGAUUUCAUUUUCAAAUAUAGUGUGAACAUCACGGCACGAGGACAUUAUACAUCUAUCAACUGGGGUAAUCAAACUACAUUAGUCUACGAUAUAUUUAUCCAAAACAUUGUUAUUGUUAUUGAAUAUAGAUAUAAAAAUAUUCAUAGAAUGAUAAUCAUAUCAGUGUUAAUAGGUAUAAUAAUUAUAUUAUUACUUCAUUAUGUUCAAACAAGAAAGAUUGGUCCACCAGGACCUUUUUCUUUCCCAAUUAUCGGAUCUUUACAUUUAAUUGCUAAUGGUCAACCACAAAUUGGUUUACAUAAAUUAUAUCAAAAAUAUGGACCAAUUUUCUCAAUGUGGCUUGGUUCUGUUUAUACUGUUGUUUUAAGUGAGCCAGAAGUAAUCAACGAGGCAUUCACCAACCAAUCUGAUAUUUUUUCAGAUAGACAUAUGAAUUUAUCCAUGCAUAUUGUUGGAGAUUCAAAUAAUAUUGGAUUUACUAAUGGAGAUCAUUGGAGGAAAUUAAGAGGAAUUGCUGCAGCUGCCUUAACAAAAUCUAAAAGUAGAAAAAUGGAUACUCUAAUUUGUAAACAAUUUGAAAAUAUGGCAUCUGCACUAAAAGAGGAAAUUAAAAAAGGUCAACCAAUUGAUAUGAGACCAUUCCUAAAGAUGACUGCCUUCAAUGUUAUGUUUUCAUUUUUAUUCUCAAAAGAAGCACCUUUCAAUCCAGAGGAAAGAUCCGAAGAAGUUCAUCAGAUCCUACACAAUUCUGUAAGAAUGGUGAAUCUAAUGGCUGCUGGUAAUCCUGGUGAUUAUAUUCCUUUCUUAAAUUAUUUUAAUAAUUUAAGAGAACUUAGAACUGUUACAAAUGGUAUAGUUGAAUUUGCCAGAGUAAAUGUAAAAGAACAUUUACAAACAAUAGAUAGAAACAAUCCUAGAGAUUUCAUCGAUUAUCUAAUCAUCGAGUAUGAGGCGGAUAGAGAUUCUGAUAGAAUUUUGGACUAUUCUUGCCUUGAGAGAAUUUGUAUUGAUUUGAUAGUUGGUGGUACAGAUACAGGAUCAACUGCCAUUGAAUGGUUGAUUCUCCUUCUUGCCAACAAUCCAGAACACCAAGAUAUGGUAUACAAAGAGUUGGCUACAAACUAUGUAGAAGAUAAAUCAAUAGAUUUCAGUAAGAAAAUACUAUUCCCAAUCACCAAUAGUCUAAUAAGAGAAGGUUGGAGAUAUAGACCAACUGCUCCUCUAGGUCUACCCCAUAAAUGUACACAAAAUACAACUGUUGGUGGUUAUUUUAUUCCAAAAGAUUCACAAGUUAUUAUAAAUUUAUAUUCUGCGUCACUAUCUGAAAAGAUUUGGAGUAACCCACUCAUAUUUGAUCCAACAAGAUUUAUUGAAUCAGAUAAAAAUACAACACCACCAAUUGUCUUUGGUAAUGGACCACGUCGAUGUGUAGGAUCAAAUCUUGCAGAGGUAGAAGCUUUCCUACUGACUGCAAACAUCUUUAGAACAUUCAAGUUUGUUAGACCAACCGAUGAUUUAUUCUCAGAGAAAACAAAUAUGGGAGUUACACUUGAACCAUUACCAUUUAAGGUUAAAGUAGAAGUGUAUUCUAAUGGAUUAACGCCAGGUACCUAUUCACACAUAGUUUUUCCACCAGGAAAUAAUAAUGGAUUUAAAAAAGUUGAAUUUGAAAUUGUUGUAUUCAUAGACCCAGGUUCUUAUUCAAAUGUAUUUUGGAGUAAUCAAUUCUCAUUGUUAGGUUCAAAUGGAUAUGGAUAUACAGGAUUACAAACAAUAGGUGAAAACAAGAGAACUUUUAUUUUCUCGAUAUGGGAUGCUGAAUCUUUUAGUAAAGGAAGUCAAGGAUCAUACUGCACUAGAUUUGAAGGUGAAGGAAUUGGUUAUCAUUGUAACUAUGAUUUUAAUUGGAGGGAAGGUGAUGUAAACAAAUUCAUUCUAUACACAACUGGUGAUGGAUGGUACACUGUGAAUGUUACUAUUAACUCUACGACCAAAUUCACCAUUGGAAGUAUCAAAACAUUACAAUCAACUAUAAGUCCACAUUCAAUGAUCAAUUGGGUAGAAUACUUUGAAUGGAACUAUAAAGACUCUAAUUGUUAUAACCAACCUUAUUCUAUAUCUCGUUUUGCUACACCAAUCGCUGAUGAUCAUAUUAAUUCAACGGUUUCAAGAAUUUGGGUAUCAAAGAAUUGUCAGCAUCUAUCGAAAGUUGAAGAAGUAUCGAAUGGGUCUAUUCAUUUCGAUUCCGUUGGUAAUUCAAAAAGAGAUUCAAUUAGAUUGUGGUCAAACGGUUCAUUGUGCAUUGGAACCGCCAACAACAAUACAUCUGGUGACGUUGUUAUGAAGAAAUGUGUUGAUAGUUGGGACGAACUACUGGUAUUCAGUGAUUAUCACUCACUCAUCUCUACAAAAGAUGAUACAUGUUUAUCGUACCAACUAAGCAACAAUACAAUCAACAAAUACACAAUUAUAUACGAAAAAUGUAGAGAAGAUAAUAUUAGACAACAAUGGAAGUACAGCAGUGAAAACAAUCUAAUCAUAAACAAAGAUAACGAGUUAUGUUUGGUUGGCAAUCAACUAUUGUCUAAUAAUAAUAAUAAUAACAAUAACUUAAAACUUGAUAAAUGUAAUAUUAAUUAUCAAUUUCAGCAGUGGUUUGUUGCAAAAACAAAAUAA